Messenger RNA from Boeremia exigua, 1126 nucleotides. Its product is annotated as D-arabinitol 2-dehydrogenase. Gene Ontology annotation, cellular component: intracellular anatomical structure. NCBI's taxonomy places the organism in Eukaryota, Fungi, Ascomycota, Dothideomycetes, Pleosporales, Didymellaceae. The coding region runs from base 190 to 1062 and encodes 290 amino acids. The record is from RefSeq and is a predicted model, not a curated record. The transcript has 3 exons. Gene Ontology annotation, molecular function: oxidoreductase activity, acting on NAD(P)H, oxygen as acceptor.
AUUGGGCCAUAAAACCGCCGACGUGCAAAUUGGCCCACUAAAGACACGUGCGUUGAGGCCAAACGCUCAAUUCUUGAUGCUUCCAUAAUUCUCGAUGGAUUCCGUUUCUUCACUCCUCUCAACAAUUUCAUUUUUUCGUUGCCCACGGUCGCCAUAAGAGUCUCUGUACCACCCACCGAAAGCUUCGAAAUGUCUUCGCUAGUAGCUGGCUUUGCAAACAAGAUGGUUUCCUCUUCCGAGACGUGUGGAUCGAACACACCAGUGAAUGCACUGUUUACUCUGACUGGAAAAACAGUAGUAGUCACCGGCGGUGGUCGCGGACUUGGCCUAAGCCUCACCGUUGCCAUCCUGGAGGCUGGCGGGCAUGUGGCGUGUUUGGACAUUCUUCCCGAACCAAGUAACGCAGAGUGGACAUCCCUUUUGGAAACCGCCAGAAGGUCAUCUACUACAGCUUCCUAUUGGAGGUGCGACGUUACAAGCGAAGCAGAAGUGGCACGAGUACUGAAGGAGAUAACGCAUGAGAGCGACGAGCGAGGCGCUCCCGUACAAGGUUUGGUCGCAUGCGCAGGCAUCCAGCAAAAGAUUCCAGCGCUCGAGUACGAAGCGUCAGAUUUCGAACGCAUUCUGAGGGUUAAUGUCAUUGGCGCCUUCAUAUCGGCCAAAGAAGUUGCGAAGAUCCUCAAGGAUCGAGGAAAUGGUGGUAGCAUAGUCCUGAUCGCAAGCAUGUCUGGUCAGGUGGCUAACAGGGGCCUGACUUGCACCGCGUACAAUUCCAGUAAAUCGGCAGUCCAUCAGAUGUGUCGGUCCCUUGCGCAGGAGUGGGGACAGUACAGCAUCAGAGUGAAUACGCUUUCGCCCGGGUACAUCCGAACCGACAUGACCGAUGAACUGCUCACGGCAGACCCGAGCCUCGAGAAGGUCUGGAUGGCCGGCGCUCUGCUCGGAAAGCUAGGGGUACCAGAUGACUUCAAGGCGCCUGCCGUGUUUCUGCUUGCCGAUGGUAGUCGUUUCAUGACCGGUGCAGAUCUAAGGGUUGACGGUGGCCAUUGCGCUUCGGCAUAGAAGAGUAUGCUAUAGAGUUUAGCCUACUCUUUAUUACACGUACAAGGUAGAGAUAACAAAUAGA